Messenger RNA from Solanum verrucosum, 714 nucleotides. Its product is annotated as polygalacturonase-like. Gene Ontology annotation, molecular function: polygalacturonase activity. The transcript has 4 exons. Gene Ontology annotation, biological process: carbohydrate metabolic process. The coding region runs from base 1 to 714 and encodes 237 amino acids. NCBI's taxonomy places the organism in Eukaryota, Viridiplantae, Streptophyta, Magnoliopsida, Solanales, Solanaceae. The record is from RefSeq and is a predicted model, not a curated record.
AUGAGUGGAGUAACGGUACAAAAUAGUCAAAAAUUUCAAAUAUUGGUAGACGGAUGUCAUAACGUGAAGCUACAAGGAAUGAAGGUAUUAGCUCAAGGAAAUAGUCCCAACACUGAUGGAAUUCAUGUAAAAUUAUCAUCAGGAGUUAGUAUUAUGAAAUCACAAAUUGGUACUGGAGAUGAUUGUAUCUCUAUUGGGCCUGGAACUUCUAACUUAUGGAUUGAAGGCAUUGCAUGUGGCCCUGGCCAUGGAAUAAGCAUUGGAAGCUUAGGCUGGAAACAACAAGAGUUAGGAGUCCAAAAUGUGACAGUAAAAACUGUGACUUUCAGUGGAACAACAAAUGGUGUGAGAGUGAAAACUUGGGCAAGGCCUAGCAGUGGCUUUGUUAGAAACAUUCUCUUUCAACAUAUUGUUAUGGUUAAUGUUAAAAACCCAAUCCUCAUAGAUCAAAAUUACUGCCCUAAUCAUGAAAGUUGUCCUCAUCAGGGCUCGGGUAUAAAGAUAAGUGAUGUAACAUAUCAAGACAUACGUGGAACAUCGGCUACAAAGAUUGCAGUAAAACUUGAUUGUAGCAUAACUAAUCCAUGUAGCGGCAUUGCACUUGAAGAUCUGAAUCUUAGUUAUCAAAAUCAGCAGACUGAAGCUUCAUGUGUUAAUGCCAGAGGAAGAGUUUCUGGUUUACAAAAACCUAACAAUUGCCUAUUGAAAAAUUAG